Molecule: messenger RNA, 458 nt
Organism: Sinocyclocheilus grahami
Lineage: Eukaryota; Metazoa; Chordata; Actinopteri; Cypriniformes; Cyprinidae
Gene: slc25a29l
Product: solute carrier family 25 member 29-like
Exons: 1
Coding region: 14-451 (145 amino acids)
Biological process (GO): mitochondrial L-ornithine transmembrane transport
Cellular component (GO): mitochondrion
Molecular function (GO): high-affinity L-arginine transmembrane transporter activity
Source: RefSeq, a predicted model, not a curated record
AAUAAACCGAGGAAUGGUGACCACCGUCAUCCGCGAGACGCCUGGAUUUGGCAUCUACUUCCUCGCCUACGAUACACUGACGCGUGCGCUGGGCUGCGACGCUGACGCCGACUACAUCAUUCCCAAGCUGCUCCUGGCGGGUGGCAUGUCGGGAAUGGCGUCCUGGAUCUCCACUUAUCCCGUGGACGUCAUCAAGUCCCGCCUCCAGGCGGACGGAGUGGGUGGAGCCAACAGGUACGACGGCAUCGUGGACUGCGUCCGUCAGAGCUGGCGGCGGGAAGGAUGGAGAACCUUCACUCGAGGCCUGACGUCGACUCUCUUGAGAGCGUUUCCCGUCAACGCCACAACAUUCGCCACCGUCACACUCUUCCUCAUGUACAUGCGCGAGAACGACGACAGCAUGAAGGACUGCGAACCCAUGCAGCCCAACCUGCAGCACAGCAGCCUGUGACUCGAAG